CUGGGCAAGCCCAAAGAGGCGUAGCGCUUGUGGUUGGGACCGUCGGAGUUCGCAAUCGCCCGCCGCUGGGAAAGUGGACAACUUUUGCACAUCUGUUCUAUCACGACUGCCCCGGGGUACGUUUGAACGCUGGAUUCCUCGUCUUGAACCUGCGCUCUCUUCCUCUGAACCAACCUAUCUCUCUUCUUGUCCUAUCAGUCACCGAUCGUCUCCUAUCGAACCGCCGCAAUGGAUGUCCCUGAGCCCGAGCAGACGCCAUUUACCGCAGUGUCCGCGCAGACGUCGAAGCUUGCUAGGCAAUACCAAACCUACCUCGACGCCUCCACGCCAUUCACGACCUACCGCUGGAUAGGCACCGUCGUUCUUCUCCUCGUCUUCUUUCUGAGGAUCGUUCUCGCUCAAGGCUGGUACAUUGUCGCAUACACCCUCGGAAUCUACCUCCUAAACCUCUUCCUCCUCUUCCUCCAACCCAAGUUCGACCCCUCCCUCACACAAGACGAGGGCCUCGAAGACGGCGACGCCGGAGCUCCCAGCCUCCCCACAAAGCAAGACGACGAAUUCCGUCCCUUCAUCCGCCGGCUCCCCGAGUUCAAGUUCUGGCACUCCGCCACCCGCGCCAUCGCCAUUGGCUUCCUGUGCAGCUGGUUCUCCAUCUUUGAUAUCCCCGUCUUCUGGCCCGUUUUGGUCGUUUACUGGAUCAUUCUGUUUGUUCUGACAAUGCGACGACAGAUUCAGCACAUGAUCAAGUACCGCUAUGUGCCUUUCUCCUUCGGAAAGACCAGAUACGGCCGCUCAUAGAUGAGGAUGGGAAUGCGAUUUCCUUUUUUGCUUUCCAUUUCCGCAUCUAGUUUUUUCCACCUUUUUCUCGAUUGUCUGAUGAGAUGACGACAUCUACAUCCUUUACCAGUUUGACAGGAUGUACUCGGGUAUUUUGACGGUUCUUCUCUUGUAAUGGUUCUGCAUGACAUUGCCCCUUGCUUUUGCCUUGCUUUGAUCUGCUGUCGGGCACUUCCGGACGGCGGGGCUGAGCUAGUUUGAUUUGAUGUGGAGGAUGAAGAAGGAAGCGGAGGGAUGUAGCGCAUAAUGCAUUUGUGUACCUUCUUCUCCUUGUUUUCUUGAUGAUGACUUCGUGUUACCCUUAUCUCUUUUCUUUUCCUUUCCUCAAUCAUGCCCCGCUGUACAGAGGGUUCUAUGGCACUGAUUUCCCGGGUCCUGUUUUUUUGGCCCGCCUUUAAUGCUGGGUCGCUGUGCUCUACUAUAUGCCUAUAGGGCUGUGUAUCUUUACGUGCAUGAUGUUGGUAGGCAGGACUAAAUAGACAAAAGUCAAGAGGCAUAGGACAGAUUAGUUGUUGCUCAAAGUAUAGGUCGUCAUUUUGG
Molecule: messenger RNA, 1377 nt
Organism: Aspergillus calidoustus
Lineage: Eukaryota; Fungi; Ascomycota; Eurotiomycetes; Eurotiales; Aspergillaceae
Source: the annotation of a GenBank genome assembly